Messenger RNA from Colletotrichum truncatum, 1383 nucleotides. Its product is annotated as C6 zinc finger domain protein. The record is from RefSeq and is a predicted model, not a curated record. Lineage: Eukaryota; Fungi; Ascomycota; Sordariomycetes; Glomerellales; Glomerellaceae.
AUGUGUUUCCAGCUUCGAUGUAAUGGAAACCCAAACGGUUGUGACAGAUGCAAAUCAGCUUCAAAUGUCUGCAAAUAUCCUACCAACAAAGGUGGUAUCCGGAAACGAAAACAAUCGAAUUGCUCAGCCAAGCAUUCAUCUGAGCCAGAUCCAUCAACACCAGAAGGCGCCAUUGUGCCGCAAUCACCAGCGUUUUCAGACCAUUUCAAAAUUGAUCCGUCUUUGGUGUACCACAACCCAUGCCAAGAAACUGGAGAGACGGUGGCAUUGCGCCAAUUACAGCAUCAAAAGCCUCUUCCUAGCCCCGAGCUAGAUCUUGCACAAUGCCAGAAUGACAUGAUUAUCGACGCACCAGAUAACCAUAACGAGAAACACGAGCAAGACCAGAUUGAUCAAUGGCUUGCGUCAUGCAGUUUGUUUUCACCGAAUGGAACAAUUGAAGUUUCUGGUCUCAAAUCUGGAGAUUUUGGUGGUUCAUGGCAAGAAUUCGGAAAAGACAUGAGAUAUUUUGAUCAUUUGGAAGACAGUGGAGAUGAUGGAACCAGCUCUCAAGAGACUCAGCUUGAAGAUUUGGAUAUGAAUGAUUCUAACGAUGCUGUGGAUCAUUGUUCAUCCACGCCCUGUUUAUCGUCAUCGAGUUUAGACAUGCUACUAGACGAAAACUUCUCGACUAAUACGAGCGCCCCUAGAUCCAAGCCACCAACAACGAAAAGAUCACCGCCUAUUCGAAGAGAAACUCCUUCGUUAAACAAAGCCCCCCCUGCGACAGCCGUCAGCCCACUAAGCGCACUCCUCGAAACUACAGAAACUACAUAUAAGAGAAAAAGCGAAUGUCGUUGCUUGCAACUUGCGGCCCAUCUUCUAGAACAACUAGGAAAUGAGGGGGCUAAUACAGAACAGCCCACGAUGGAUGGUCUCCUUAACUGUUGCCGGGAAGCCAUUAAAGGUUGCGACUCAAUACUUGGCUGCACAUUGUGCAAGUCACGCUCCGAGAGCAUGAUGCUACUCGCAAUGGCUGGACAAUACUUGAGCAAUAUCUGCGAAAAGACAGUUCGAUGCUAUGUUGAUGUGGUCCAGUCAGCACAACCAACAAGCUGUGCAGUGCCUGGAGAAGCGGCCAUGUGGUUUCAAUCUUACAAGAUCGAGAGCGAAUCAGAACGAAACCAGGUUCUCAAAUGCCUGGUAACAGGACAACUGACAGAGUUCUGUCAGUUAAUCAGCAGGAUUAAAGCUAGAGUUGGAACGAGAAAGGCACACUUGGCUCCACUUCUAGGAGCCGAGAGAAAGGUUCAGUGCAUGCGGGCCAUGUUGAUGCAAUGCGAAGGUUAUAGAGGUUUGAGAAGCAGUAGCGACAGUGGUAGUGAGAUGAAUUUGCUAGCAUAA